This is a messenger RNA of Eptesicus fuscus (big brown bat), 2088 nucleotides long. It is a transcript of the gene CD84, whose product is annotated as CD84 molecule. The record is from RefSeq and is a predicted model, not a curated record. The transcript has 8 exons. Bases 135 to 1097 code for a protein of 320 amino acids. Gene Ontology annotation, biological process: negative regulation of interleukin-6 production; T cell activation; regulation of macrophage activation. NCBI's taxonomy places the organism in Eukaryota, Metazoa, Chordata, Mammalia, Chiroptera, Vespertilionidae. Gene Ontology annotation, cellular component: external side of plasma membrane.
UUGCUUUGUUGGUCUUUAUACUGCCAGCACCCAGAAUCGUGCCUGACACAUACUAUAAAUAGCAAGAAAAUUCGAGUACAACGCUGUCUGCUAGAAGAGUGCCUUUCUUCUCACAAUCAACGAUCCUCCAGAAGAUGGCCCAGCACUAUUUAUGGAUCUUGCUCCUUUGCCUACAAACCUGUCUGGAAGCAGCUGAAAGCAACACAGACAUCCUCACGGUGAAUGGGAUUCUGGGGGAGACAGUUACUUUCCCUUUAAAUAUCCAAGAUGUACAGCAAGUUACCACCAUUAAUUGGAUGAGUUCCAAAACAACCGUUGCUGUUGUAGUGGCCCGCUCAGGCGCAUACCCCGAAGUCAUUGUGACCAACCAAAAUUAUAAACAACGAAUAAACGUCUCGAGUCAGAACUACAACCUGGAGAUCAGCAAUCUGAGGAUGGAAGAUGCAGCAAUUUACAAAGCUGACAUAAAUACAGACAACUCUGAAAAGGAGACACUCACCAGGACCUACAAACUUCAAGUUUAUCGUAGGCUUGGGAAGCUGAAAAUUACUCAGAGUUUAAUGACAUCUGCGAACAGUACCUGUAAUGUCACACUGACAUGCUCCGCGGAGAAAGAAGAAAACAAUGUGACAUACAGGUGGAGUCCCAUGGGGACAGAGGGCAGUGUUCUUCAAGUCUUCCAGACUCCUAACAACCAAGAGCUGACCUACACCUGUACAGCCUGGAACCCCGUCAGCAACAAUUCUGACUCCAUCUCUGCCCAGCAGCUCUGUGCAGAUAGCGCCAUGGGCCUCCAUAUGCGCCAUCCUGGGUGGCUGAGCGGACUGGCUGUGCUCUUUCUGGUUAUACUCAUCCUACCUGCAGUGCUUGUGUUCCUGUUUUACAAGAGAGGUUCCUCCUUCAAGACCCUCAAGGAUAAGAAGAAACCUGAUGCUGUCUCAAAGAACACAAUAUACACAUGUGUCACGGCCCCAAGAGCUCCUCAGCCAGCAGAGCUCAGAAUCUACGAUGAAAUCUCGCUGUCCAAGAUGGACAAAACCAUCAGCACUCAGGACAGCAAAUCUCCUGGGAUUCCAAGCUAUGAAUCUGUGAUCUAGGCUGCCAGACAGCAUUCUCUCCAUGGAAACUAAACUAUAACCACAGAUAACGGCAGACACCCUGGAUCCAGACUUUCUCUGCCCAGAUCUUUCCUGAAGAUUGCAGAUCGCCACCCCCCUAUAUGAAGAACAGGAAGCCCUCUGCUGCUGGACAUAGCUUGUGCUUAGAUAAACAGAUGGACAUGUGCCCUUUCUGAAAUGGGUGAAUUGCCUUCUGGAUAAAUAAGGCAAGUCCCUCAGCACAGUGCUCUCCAAUCUUCUUUACAUCACAGCACCUCUAGAAAAUAUUUUUAUGGCACAAUGACGUAAACAAUCAAGAUUGCUCAUGUCUGGAGGCUGCCUGCGUCUAGAUGCCUCUUGUGAUUACAGGUGACGAGCCUUCCCAGCAACUCCAAACAUAGAGAGGACCUGUAUUGUUUGGAGGAACUGUAAUAUGCCGUGGCACACCAGCCAGGAUGCUCUGCUUACACUCAAUAUGCGUGAGGAGACCUGGUUCAUGGCUUGGGAAAAUCAGGCAAAGGCCCCCUUUUUCCUUAAGGCAGAUGCAGCCCCUCACCCAAGUGCAUGGCUUGGUAAGUAGAGUGUGAGCUGCAUGCAUUUCAGCCUCUACUUGCCCCCUUUACCCAGGAACCUUUGUUCAUGUACAACUGUGGACCAUACAUGACCGUACAGCGUGAGAAGUCCUCAGAGUCUGGCUCUCAGCAGUGCAGACACGCUCCCCAAACAUUGUGUUGGAAAAUGCACUUUCUGUGGGGUUCUAGCGUGCUGGGGCAUUUUUCUUCAGGCCCUACUUCAAAAGUUUCCUAAGACUUUCUUUCCAGCCAAGCUUUCCUUCUGUAUCACUCUGUGAUGGUUAACUUCAUGUGUCAACUUGGCGGGGCCAGGGGUACACAGAUAUUUGGGUUAAACUUUACUCAAAUGCAUCCGUGAGGGUGUUUCCAGAUGAGAUUAACAUUUGAUUUUUGUAGACUAAGUAAAGCAGAUUAAUCCU